AACCCCGUUGUUUUGUAUGGAAAAUGCAAUGGCCGCCAUCUUCGACUCUAGUAAAUGUUUUGGUCGUAGUUGGGAACUUUGAGUGCAUUUUCCUAUGUGCUAUGCAAUUAAUUGAUAAAAAUAGUUUCGCUGAAUCACUGGUGUUAUUAAUUCAUUGGCUCUAAGUCUCAAGAAAUAAGCUUGGAGGCAGAGGAGCACUUCAAGGCAUCAUCUAGGGCUUGACCCAAGAUGAUGAUAUUUACACCAUGUCAGCCUCAUCAGAAUUUGAACCAGCGGCCCGUCAAGACUUCGGGCCGACCACCUCCAAUGAACAUGCAUUUGAAAAUGUAUUGGAACAUAAACUAGCGGAUAAUAUGAGUUUCCCUAUCAGGACUCCUGUAUUGAGGGCUGUGCCCAUAUCCCCUUCCGGAGGAGACCCUGAACCAGACUCUACAAACCCUGAAAAUGCUGCCUACUCUGCAAAUGCAAACUUAGACAGAGAAGUGGAAUACCACAUAAGUGAAAAACCUUGUGACACAGAGAUGUCAGUCGAUACCCUUUCUGGUAUAGUGAGAUUAGAAGAAGGCACUUUAGAUAAUGUGGGCCGCAUUACUUAUCCUAUAAUACAGGAUGGGGAGGACUCGAGUGAUGCCCAUUAUGCAGACAAUGCUACUGCUACCCUAAUCCAGGCGCCUCUGAGCUCAGCAAUUGUUCAGAAUGUUGCAAAAUUGCCUCAAAACUUCACAAUAAAUGUGGAUGCCACAGUAAGCAACAUCACUGCCAUUCAAAAUGUGUCCCCUGACGUAUCAGGCGGCAGCCAGACCCUGUGGCUACCCACUCUUCUGGCCACUAGUGCACCCACAGAUAACAAAACUGAAGAUGAUAUAUCUCCCACAAGGAUGUCACAGUUCAUAAUAACCAGUGAAAGUUAUGUUUCAAACGAUGCAAGCCAAGCAGGCUCCCGACGAACCAAUUUUGUCACAGAAACAAGCUACAGACCAAAAACCUCUAAGGUUCAAAUACUUAGCAAUGUGUCCAUACCCAAGAAUUCUACUGCUUACUCACAACAAUAUGUCACACAAGGAAGUAAAGACAUUGCAACCCCCGUCUACACUCAGAAUCAUGUGUAUAAAUUAAGUACAAGUGUUAUAUCACAAAAACACUUCAAUAAUUCUGUUCUUAGUGGUAAAACUCCCAAAUCACAAUCAUUGAUUGGUUGCUCCCUGGCACCCACCAUCGUCAGUAAUAGUCCAGUCAAGAAUGUUUCUUACAGCCAAACUUUUACUAAGAGCACAAAUAUUAGUAAACCAUUAAAUAAGCUAAACAACGGUGCUAAUCUGAAUGCAGUGGUGGCAGCUUCGUCUGGCAACACACAAUGCCAUAUCUUAUCUCGUGUCGUUUCUGGACCAAACAAGUUAUCAGUGCAUACAGGAAGAAAGUCCGUGAACACAUUCAAAAGCUCAAAAAACAGUGCACUGUCUAACACUCAAAAGCAAUCGAGGGCAAUUAAAAUAAUACAGCAAACUGGCUCAACUAAUAAGUCGGAUGGCAAGAAUUGGCCGGUUGCCAAUGUGGCUAGCUACAAAAGUCAACAGCCGGCGUACGGCGUCGUUGACACCAACAGCUCGAAGAUCAUUCAGAAAGUGGGCAGCCCCACUCACAAGCUACCUACUCCUAUGUCUAUGCAAAAAACUGCUACUAAACAAGAGCGCAUAGUGCUCCAGUCGCCUUGUGGACCGGUUCUUAUCUCCACAGGUCCCACAAGUACAAGCCAUCAUAAAGGACCACACUAUGUGCAGUCUGGACCGACGCCUAACUUGCGAUACGUCCAUGCAUAUGGAACCACUCAAGAUUCAAAUAAAACUCCCAACAUUUCUCAAGUAUCAGCCAAUCAACAACUCACUGCACAAAUUCUACAGUCGCUUUCACAGCCCAAGUUGAUGUUGGCAUCGACCCCAAGCAUUACCAAUCACAGUGUCGUGUCGGCACCAGUAAUUGAUGAAUAUGUAGAUGUUAAACCACCUUGUUACCAGAGAAGGAUUGUAUUCGGCGAUCCAUCAACAUUACUGACGGCAGAUGACAUAAUAGGCAUGGAGGAGCGUCCAAACCUCUCGGAGGAGCUGCGGAGAUAUUCUUACCAAAACGUGGCGCUCGUCAUGUUGGACCACACAUAUUCUCUACCGGCUCAGAAGCUGCCGGCCGCGUCCCCGCCCGCCCCAGUCGUGCCGCCCGCGCCCGUCGCGCCCUCCCCGCCCAGCCCCAUGAAGCAGACGUCACCAGUAGCCACCACCAUAGCUACCUAUGAAGUCCAGCACGUACAGCCAUCAGCCGUCCCCACGAGCGUUAUCGGACCGCCCGUACCCGCUGCGUCGGUGCAAAUGUCCCUCUACAAGCCGCAGCCGCUGGCGGCGCAGGACGACGACGCCGGCUCGGUGAUCUCGUCCGUGGAGGGCGACCGGGCGCCCGGCGAGCGCGGCGGCAGCGACACCGAGACCGCGCCCGAGGUGGAGGAGGAGGGCAAGACGCGCUGCAUCUGCGACUUCACGCACGACGACGGCUACAUGAUCUGCUGCGACCGCUGCGGCGAGUGGCAGCACGUGGACUGCAUGGGCAUCGACCGCAACAACAUCCCCGACGCGUACAUGUGCGAGAUGUGCCAGCCGCGCCCCAUCGACCGCCGCCACGCGCGCGCCAUCCAGAUGCGCAAGAGGGAGGAGCUGCACGCGCUCGGCGCCUCCGACUCCGACUCGUCCGAGUACGGCCGCUUCCCGGGGCUCGCGCGCCGCAAGCGCCUGCUCACCGUCACCACCUACGCCAACACCAGCGGCGCCUGCGCCACCUACACGCCGCCCGCGCCCGCGCCGCCGCCGCCGCCCGCGCCCGCCCUGCCGCUGCCCAAGCGAGGGCCCAAACGACCCAAGAAAACCGAAGUCAUCAGAAAAGGAACAAAGAGGAAGCUCUCCGAAAAGAGAGUGAAACGUAAGAAGGAGAUGAUGAUGAACAGGAGCAAAUACAGCUCGAGUCUGUCCAAUCAGUCGCACUGGCAGGAGUCGUACGAGUCGGCCGUGACGAACCACUACAGCCCCGAGUUGCGGGCCAAGAUCAUCCGCUACAGCAGCAAGCUGGGCAGCUCCCCGAGCAUGGCGUCGGCCAUCACCGCGCACCUCUGCACCACCGUGCCGCACGCCGGCGGGAAAAUACUCAUCGCUACGAAAGACUUGAAGGAGAGCACCCCCGUCAUAGAGUUACGGGGCAAAUACAUGCUGUCCAAUCAGCACAGGCCGCAGCUGCAGAACGUGGGCCGCGCGGGCAGCCAGAAGCCCGGCCCGUUCGUGUUCUUCUACCGCCUGCCGAAGGACAAUACGCAGAUAUGUAUCGACACUCGCACGUACGGCAACGAGGCGCGCUUCGUGCGGCGCUCGUGCAAGCCCAACGCGGAGCUGCAGCACUGCAUCGUGAAGGGCACCCUCCACGUGUACCUCGUCACCAUCGGCACCAUCCAGUCCAACACGGAGAUCACCGUGGGCCACGACGGCACCGGCAGCAAGCAGCCCUGCGCGUGCGGCAACCCUAAACACUGCAAGGUCAAUGGACUCAAUUCUAUGAUGCCGCGUAAAAGUAUUGAUUACCCUCCGAGAGAGAAGAGGAGCAGGAAUCGUUGCACCAGUGUGUCGUCAUCGCCUAUGUCGCCUCCACUGGGGCCGCCUUUGACGCCCGUAAAAGAAACUCCGCCGCUGCUAUCACCACCAAUAAAAUCGGAGAAGAAAUCUCCAAUAAAACUGGAGUUCAAGCUGAUGUCUCCCGUGAAACAUGCAGUUCCGGUUCUCAAUUUUGACCAACCGAUGAAAGUAGAAACAGAAAUCAAGGAAGAGAAGCCAGAAAUAGAUCUGAUGGCCAAAGAGGAGAUGAAGCCGGAGGACAUAGACGAGCCGGACUGCGCCGCGCCGCCCGAGCCCACGCCGGUAGUGGAGACGCCACCGGAACCGCCAGCAGAAGAGAUCAAAAUGGAGAUAGUCGAGGAGCCCAUCGCGGCGCCCGUCACUCCAGUCAAAGUGCCGUCACCGGUCAAAGCACCGCCACCAGUCAAAGCAUCACCACCGGUCAAAGCAGAGGAACCUAUCAAAGAAGAACCGAAAGUAGAGAAGGAAGCGGUCCUAUCUGAAGAAGAACUCGAAAAGCCGGAGAAGCCGUUGAAGUAUUUCCCGUCUGAGCCUGCCAAGGAGGUCGUGAAAGCAGAAGUGAAGGUGGAAGACGAGAGGCCCAUGACUCGCGAGCUGGCGGCGCGGUCGGCGUGCCACGACCGUUCGGCGCGCACGUCGCGGACAAACUGCGUCACUAAUCAAGACUCGAUGGACGACAAGACGGACGACUCGCAAGACAAACUGCCCGCCAAGACAAAGGAUAAGGACAAGAAGAAGAUGACGCGAGAGGAGCGCAAGAUGGAGGCUAUAAUGAAGGCGUUUGAGCGCAUGGAGAAGGCGGAACAGAGAAAGCAAGAGGUGAAAGAGAGACAGAAGCGACGCGAGUCCGACCCGCACCCGCACGCCGCUGACAAAGAUGAAGAGGAAGACACACAUGCAAAUACCAAGCGGAGGAGGAAGCGCAAAGGCCGUGCGCGCACCACAUCACAGUCGAACCGGCGGCGCCUGAACUCGGCCGACAGCGACAUGGUGACGUCAGGCGAUGAGGCGCCCGCGCCACCCUCGCCCCGCGCCUCCCCGCGCGCGCCCCCGCGCCGCGUCUCCGCGCCCAACCAGAACACGCCGCCUGAGCGAAACAGCGACGCUGUCAAUGAGGACCUCGGUCUGAGCUCGGCGUGUCUACUUGUGGAAGCCGCCGUCGGGUCCGUCGAGUCCGCCUUCAAACUGCCAAAGACUAAGAAAACGAUGGCCAACGAGUGGGUGGGCCGCUCGCCCGAGCGCACGCCGUCGCCUUACCGCUCGCCUUACAGAUCUUCACUUGUUUCUGCCACUUCAUUAGAGAGCCUAGUGCGAGUGGCGUCUACAAUGAUUGGUGAUUUGUCUGGUGGGCAGUCGGAGAUGGAGGAGCCGGCGUCGCCGCCGCGCACGCCCGGCCGCGACCGGAGUAGACCGCCCAAGAAGUCCAAGAGGAUUACGCGCCAAGUGCCGCCGCCCGAAGUAGAGCCCGUCACGCCCUCCGCGCCGCCGCAGCACAGCGCCAAGAAGAGGUGGCUCAGACAGGCCAUUAGUGAGGAGAGCGACUCGCCUGUUGUCGAAACUUUUGUUCCAGAAUCACCGCCCAACGAAAUGAUAACGCCACUUAAAAAAAGGCGACUAGCGCGGGAAUCGUUGUCCUGUGAACCGCAUAUUGUGCCUUGUAUAGAAGAGACGUCGCCCAACCUGACAUCGGAGGACUCGCCGGUGAAGGACGAGAAGCGUCCGGCGGAGCGGCUGUGCAGCGCGCGCUCGCUCAUGGAGAGCCUGUACCCGCGCGACCGCACGCGCUCCGACAGCGGCCAGGGCUCCGACGACCAGCACAUGGAGCAUCUCGACAUCCUCAACCUCAACCUGCGCGGCCCGCACGACUCCGAGCACAUCCGCCGCAUCAUCGGCGUGCCCGUGCCCACCGGCCCGCCCGUCAUCACCAAGCUCGAGGACAUCAAGACCAUCAACAACAAUGUAGGCGAAAACACGCCCUGUGAGGAGAGCAACUACAAUAAAGUCGUCCCCAUGGAGAUUGACACGACGAUCACGCCCCUUCCGCUGGUCAAGGAGAGCGAACCUCCGAGUGAAGCGAAGGACGCGGGUAGUCCGCAGGAGAAGAAGGACGGCUCGCAGUCGCAGUCCGCCGACACCAGCGGGAACUCCUCCCCGCAGCGCGACGAGAUGGACGACAUACAGAAGAAAAUACACUCCUUCCACACGGAAAAUAUACUCAUAUUGAAGAGCAGAAACAAGAAGCCGCCAAAAGAGAAACGCAAGAAGGUCAACUUGAAUUUUGAUCUCAACAUGGUGGAUGACCAAAUCAGUAUUCAGUUGCGGACGGAAAACGACUCGAGCGAGUUGAACGGAGAUGUCCAUGAGGAGGGGGACCCGAAGAUACACUAUGUGACGACGGAGAACAUCCCCCUGCCGGCCGUGGAGACUAUACCGUUGCCGGCCGAGCACGUGCCGCCCCCGGAGGCGCUGGGCGCGGGGGCGGGGGCCGGGGUGGGGGCGGGGCCGCCCGCCGUCGUGCCCGUGGUGGCGCCCGCGCUCAUCCCGCUGCCCGACGAGCCGGGCCCGCCGCCCGCAGUACCCAUAGUCGACACACGGGAAAACGUCAUCAAGACCAUCGUCUCACCACUCCCCAAACCCGAACCGGUGCCACCUCCCACCACCACCUAUCAUGACAAACCCUCUAUAUUAGACAACACAACAGUACCAUUUUCCUCGAGGUUCAACUCGACGGGCCUAUUCUCCGGCAUAUUUAGCAAUAUGAACCAGAGUUACAACUUAGAUACGCAAAUUAACGAUAAUGUGCCUAACCUUAACAUAAUAAAAAGUGCAAUAGACAGAACGACGAGUUUAGACGGUAGUUUAUUCGAGAAGGACAGUAUUACGGCCAGUGAUGAGCUCAAGAGUGUGCAGGAGAUCUUGACACGUGUUAACAAUAUGGACUCAAAUAACAGUGUUUUGCUCUCGGGAGUGCUGAAGAGCUCGGACCAGGCGAACAAGCCGGGCCCGCUGACGCCGUCGCCCGGCAAGACUCCGAGCAAGUACUGCGCCAGGAGCAACGACCCCCGGCUCAACCCCCCGCCUGUCGACAAGCCCAAGCCUGUCCGGAGAAAGCUCUCUAUAUCCGAAUACCGGAAGCGGCACAAGGGCCCUCCCAGUACCGACCCGGAGCACCUGAUGAACCUGAACUCGUCGAGCAACGAGCCCACGCCGGGCGUCGGCGAGUGGUCGUCGGAGUCGUCGGGUGCGGGUUCACUGUCGCCGCUGCGCCUCGAGGCCGCCGCCGCCGCCGCCGCUGACGACCUAGAGCAGAGGCUGCAUCGAGCGCUCGCCACUACUACUACAAUUGUUCCGCCUAAAGGUGUCUUCGACGCGCAGCCUACAGCCUCGGAGAGACAGCGGGAGAACCUGAGCUCGCGGCUGCGGCGGGAGUUCGGCCUGGCCCUGCCCGACGACGAGGAGUCCCGGCCGCCCACCGACACCGAUGGGGCCAGCGCGGCCGGUGUCGGCGCGGCCGCGGGCGAGCCCAAGCGCUGCGACAGAUAGACCCAGCUGCUAAACUCCACAAACACUUAAUAUUAUGUAAAAUAAAUAUUUUUGUAAAUCUCGCAGCGCCGCCCGGCGGCCACUCGAUGAACUGCGGCGGCUAUCAACCUGUAAUAUAAUAAUAAUUAAAGUAAUUUUUAUAUGAACUCGUUUUUAGAACACACCGUACGUGCGGAUUGUAUAUUUCUGUUAAUUCUUAUCUUCACGGUUUUUCUGCAAGUACAAAUUGUUUUUAUUUCCCUUGUAAAUAUUGUAUAUAGAAGAGGUAAAUAUAAGAUGACGUGGUGAAAAUGCGUCGGGUUUUUUAUAAUAUGUAUAUGUUAUAUUAUUUUUAUAUAUGUAAUAAUGUUUAUGUAUCUCAACGAUAUGUUUAUUUAUUAACGAUCUAAUAUACGUAGAGCAUCUAGGGAGCGAUGGCUAGAUUUUUUGUACGCAUAAUGUAUAAGUAACUAAAUUAUAGUUGUUUUUUAUCGUUUUACUUUUUGUAGCGUGUAUAAAGGGUUUCGGACCCGAGCUAGGGAUCUAGGGCUUGUCCUAUUGUUAGUGGUAACGUGUUACAUGUGUAAGUAUUUAGCGUUUCACUACCUACAUUAGCCAUUUGUAGAGGUUAAAUCUGUGUUAAUAAAGUUUAAGCUGGAGUGAUCAGAGUUUUAUCGGUCCACAUCACAAUGGAUUGUUGCAGCUGUCUUAUUAACAUGUUCUCAUUAAUUCUCAUUCAAUAGUCUUUAGCAAAGAAUUUAGAGUAGUGACUGUGACGCGCUUUUGCCCACAUUAUUUGUGUUUAACAUCGUAUCAAUUUCGCAGGCUUACAUUAUUUUCUUUGCUAAUAGAUGUAUAGGUUUCCCUUGUGAUUUUUUUAUUAUACUUAAUUUUAAUUGUGUCAGUGUGCUAAUGCAACGAAUGGAUGUUGUGAGGACCCCUUUUGCCUGCCCUCUGGCCCCAGUGAUUUAGAGCUUGCAUUAUACAUACAGACAACACUUUGCAAAAUAUUCUGUUUGUUAUCUUCAUAUAUUUGAUUUAAUUUUAUAGUUUUAGCUUAUAUUUUAGUUUUUAAAGCGUGGCCUAGGGUUUAAGUGACAGUCUGAAUUUAGUUGAUGGAAAUUAGUCGUGCACCAUACAUACUCAGAAAUCCGAUUCUCAAGUUUAUUCAAUUUAAUGAAUUCACUAUAACGUAAAAAAGAAAAAUAUUUUUGGUCUGCGCGUGAUUUAUUGAUAACUUCUAUUAUUGAUUAGUUCAAAGCUAUUUUAUUUCAUUUAUGAAACAAACUCACUCCUAAUUUCUUUUAAUAUCUAGCUAGAGUCUUUUGCAAGAGUACCUUGAAAUUAUUUUUAAUACUUAAUUAUAUUGUUCGAUAGUGGAUUGAUAUCCUAGUAGUGCGAUAUAGAUCUCCCAGUGAGUGGAACGGUUCGGCCUGUGAUUGCUCAAAAUGUUUACCUUUUUCGGAUUGUGUGCUUUUUGUAUGAACACUUCCUUCUGAUUGUAAAGAUUUUGCAUCAAGAUAUUAUGUGUAAUGCAUUUACUUCAAGAUUUAUAUAUUUGGUCACCGAUGCAUGUUUAGUUUGUUAUUUAUUUACAAUUUAACUCAGAAAACUCGUGUAGAUUAUUUUAACGUAAGAUCAUCGAAUUUUUCACGGACAUCUAUACUAUACAGCUUAAUAUAAAUUGAAACUAAACUAUCAUUUAAAUGCAUAAUAUAAUUUUAAAAUGUUGCAAUAAUAUGCCUAAAGGCGAUCUAUAGAUAGUAUUAAAUCUACAUAAUAAUAUUUGUCCGCGAACUGAAAUCUGAAGAUGAGAGUAUUGUAUAAAAAGUAUUGACAUGUUCUUCUGUAGACUUAUUUUCAAUAACCACAAUCUGUAAGUAAAGUUGGUCUAAAUGUAGCUUUAUAGAGAACGCCUUUUGUAAAGCUAAUGCGGCUACCUGUCUGCAUCACUGCGUCCAUUACCUAAUAUUAUAGUGAGUUAAUAUAUGCUAGGUAUACAACUAUACACUGUCGGAUGUGUAGCGCAUUAGCUUUACGAAUGCACUUCUAACUGCACAUGUUUCAGUAGUAAACUUUAGUAUUUCCAUGUGAUACUUUUAUUAAUCAGUAGAAAUGUCUGUAAAUAGUUUCAAUAUAAUAGUUAAGCAAAACAAUAUUUUGAGACAGUGAUCAUGUGAUUGUAUAAAAAGCGCACUUUCUGUAUCUAUCGAUUGCCAUACUUUAGUUUUUACUUACCUACCUUUUUUAUUUGUAUAAUUUUUUGUGAUUGCACCCCACCUUGUUAUCCGAAUUUCGUCUAUUAUGAGAUGUCGAUGUAACAAUGGAAUAUUUUGCAAUAUAUUAUUUUUUAUCGUUAAGUGGAUCAUAAAAAUAGUAGAGCUGUAUAUUAUCGAGAUGUUAAAUAUUAUUUCUUUCUUAAUGUUUGAGCUAAACAUGUAAAAUUUUAAUAAUAAUAUAGAAUAAAAGAUGUUAUGAUAAUUAAUUACAUAAAAGCUUUGUUUGAAUAUUCUGCCUUAUCUUUCGGUCCCUUUUUAGCAUCUAGGGAUAGGAUGUGAGUUGUAAUUACGUAGAUAUUAUGUAGUACUGAGUCUGAAACCUAGUCAUUGUGAGAUAGGCGUUUUGACUUUCUACAUAUCUUGGGCAUCAUAAGGGUCAUGGUGACAAAUGUAUUCUUUCGACGUUUAUAAUAUCUACCUGUGCUACUUCAGUAGGGGUUUUGACAUUUUGGAUGAGAUGCAGACGGCACGGGGAAAAUAGUCAAAUGGAAAUACAUACCUAUUAAUAAAAUAUUAAUCUGAAAGUUGAGAUUUAAAAAAUUAAAAAACACGAUAUUAAAAUUAACAUUUAAUCUUAAACUGUGACUUAAAAAAAUAUCAACUAAUUAUACCUCUUUACUUAGAAUUAACAUACCUAACGACCAACAUAUAAUCUAGCUUUACAAAUUACUGAAAUUACUUAAAAAAGUAACAAUUUCCAUAUUAAUGAAUGCUUAGGUAAAACAUAACUCAGUACACAUGAAAUACCUCAGUCUUCGGAAAAAGUACACAAUGUAGAACGGGUGAUUGAUCAGUAACAAUUAAACCACUUUCCACUUUGGAGAAUGUUUUUCACCGACUAAGAGCUAAUCUCCUUUACGUAGGCAAUCCACCUUCAAUAUGUACUAUCUCAAGGUAGUUUUCCAUUUUUAGCUAACUUAUCUACCUAUAUUUUCAGGAAUGAGGAUCUCUAAAUAUAGGUACGUAUAUCAUCCAGUACUAUAAUAGGUAGGUACAAACAAUGUUGGAUUUAUACCUAUAAUAUGUAUAUGCUUUGACGACAUAAUGUUUCCCUAUCACAGCCAAACUCUACUCUCACACAAUUCCAAUCAGAUAUCGUUAUUAUUAUUUAAUUACCACUACCUAUACAGGUGGGUGGCUAAUCAGUUAACAUCACUUAAAUUUCCAUCAUGCACGAAAAUAUCAUAAAUUCAUAAUCAAGAAUCUGUUUGAAGUUGGACCUAUGUAAUGAUUUGGCUACAAAUUACCUCCCUUUGUUAGGUAGAGAGGGUAUAAUGAAAAUUUAUUCGGUGUCAUAAAAAUACGUAAGUAAUAGUUUUUAACGUUACCUACUUCUACUUAUGAAUCAGGCACUGUUGGAAAUCAAAUAUGAUAAGUUAGUGUA
Plutella xylostella (diamondback moth) is the source of this 10844-nucleotide messenger RNA. RefSeq names its product SET domain-containing protein upSET (gene upSET). Gene Ontology annotation, cellular component: Set3 complex; Rpd3L-Expanded complex. Gene Ontology annotation, biological process: regulation of DNA-templated transcription. NCBI's taxonomy places the organism in Eukaryota, Metazoa, Arthropoda, Insecta, Lepidoptera, Plutellidae. The record is from RefSeq and is a predicted model, not a curated record.